Colletotrichum paranaense is the source of this 1038-nucleotide messenger RNA. Its product is annotated as ATP synthase F0. Lineage: Eukaryota; Fungi; Ascomycota; Sordariomycetes; Glomerellales; Glomerellaceae. Bases 1 to 1038 code for a protein of 345 amino acids. Gene Ontology annotation, cellular component: membrane. The transcript is spliced from 3 exons. The record is from RefSeq and is a predicted model, not a curated record.
AUGGUUGUGACAAUCUUUGACGACCGCUGCGCCGAGCUUCGCGCUCCUGGCUUCCUCAAUCUGACGAUUUCCAUUAUCAUCCUCAUCGGUCUCAUCGUCUCCUACCUGCCGCAGCACUACCGAAUCAUCGCCAGAGGUACCUCGGAAGGCAUCUCGCCAUGGUUCGUCUUGCUGGGAGUCACGUCCGCCACUGCCGGCUUCGCCAACAUUCUGACCGUCCCGCCCUCGAGACGCGACAUUGCCUGCUGUAGCGAAUUGGGUACUUUCGAAUGUGCUGCUGGCUUACUUGGAAUUGCCCAGCUGGGCAUGCAAUGGAUCUCCUUCGCGCUGAUCCUUGUCCUGUUCCUCAUCUUCUUCCGGUACGAUAAUGCCACUGUUCCCGAUGAGGAGCUGGUCGAUAAGCCACCCUCGUGGCACACUGCUAUAAUGGUCGGCUCCGUGAGCUUGAUCCACGGCCUGCUCGUCAUCAUCCUGACUGUGGUCUUCACCACCGCGCUCAGAGACCACCUCGACUUGUGGGCAAAUUUCCUCGGCGUCAUGGCCGCCGCUCUUGCCGCGGUCCAGUACAUUCCGCAGAUCUGGACAACCUACCACAUCAAGCACGUCGGCAGCUUGAGCAUCCCCAUGAUGUGCAUCCAGACCCCCGGCGGCUUCCUCUUCGCCGGAAGCCUAUUUGCCCGCCUUGGCUGGGAAGGAUGGAGCACGUGGGGCGUUUUCGUCCUAACUGCGUCAAUACAGGGCGUUCUUCUCGCCAUGGCCAUUUACUACGAAUUUCAGGAGCACCACGGAGAGCCGCAAUCUCCAACCCUCGUCGACGAGCCGAGACGCCCCAACCCGACCAGAACAUACUCGGAAGGUUGGGAGCAAGGCCUUCCUGGCCCUUACACGGCCCAUCCCGAACGGUACGCCGACACAGAGGAGGAGCUGGAGCGGUUACAAGACAGAGAGGAGCGGCAGGUUGAGCGAGAGACGAGACCUCUCCUGCGUCCAGGCGGCAUUGGUGACCCGCACAAGAAUUACAAUGCCACGGACGAUUGA